Molecule: messenger RNA, 456 nt
Organism: Schizosaccharomyces japonicus yFS275
Lineage: Eukaryota; Fungi; Ascomycota; Schizosaccharomycetes; Schizosaccharomycetales; Schizosaccharomycetaceae
Product: GARP complex subunit Vps51
Exons: 3
Coding region: 1-456 (151 amino acids)
Biological process (GO): retrograde transport, endosome to Golgi; Golgi organization
Cellular component (GO): cytosol; GARP complex
Source: RefSeq, a predicted model, not a curated record
AUGUCGAACGCGAGACGAAAAGCGUUACGGGACUUUUAUCGUCUCCCGCCAUUGGAAGAAAGACAGGACGAAUCUUCGCGAUCCUCGUCUUCUCAUCCAGAGGAUUCAAGUGCUGAUACCGCCGAAACCGAUCUGAGCCAAUUUACCGAAUUUAGCAACACAGAAUUCGAUGCUGAAGCUUACGUGAAAAAAAUUGCCGAGACUGCCAGUCCUAAAGAGCUUUUCGAUACGGAACGCUCUCUGUCUUCAGCAAUUCGUCAGCUUUCUGGUGAUCAUAAGUCUUUGGUUUAUAAUCAUUACACACAUUUACUUCGUGCCAGUCGUGCAAUUGAGCAGGGGCCUCGGCCUUUUAAACAGUUGUGCUCUGAAGUAUCUGAUUUACUACCUGAAGACAAGGACCCAGGGUCCUCGGGAUCAGUCUCUGUGAAAGAGAAGGAAUCGUCACAAAGUUUGUAG